AUGAGCGGUGUAGUUAAAACAAAUGUACCUCCUACGGGCGCGAUUUAUUUGUUGAAUAUGACCUACGUCUCGCAGUGCGUCGGGUAUUAUGGGGCUUGGAUUCGUAACAAUACCAUAAGAAAAAUAAAUUGUUUGUCUACUCAUCCUGAUUGGAUGAGCAGAAACAAAGAUUUGUUUGAAAAAAUGACUCUUGGGAAAAUAUUUUUACCGGGAACACACAACUCAGGAUCAUAUGGUAAAGAAAUACCGAGACCACUUCAUUCUAGAUAUACUCGAUGGGAUCGAACCCAUGACUGCUCGGUCAAAGCUCCCUUUACUCUGUCCACCGAAACUUUGCUUUCGCUGCAGGAUCGUGAUGUUUUCGAUCAACUGGUAUCCGGUGCACGUUAUCUAGACAUCAGACCGUGCAUAUCCAAUGGAGACAUAAGAAAAUACUGGGUCUGCCAUGGCCCAAUAUUCAUGCACCCUCUCAAUGGUAUUAUCUACGACAUUAAAGAUUUUAUGACCAACACUCACGAAAUAGUGAUUCUUAGUUUCAGAGAAUUUCCCCGCGAGUAUCUGAAAAACCACUUUGAUGACUUUAUUUGUUUGCCAAUGAUACUUCCAGUAGAAUCGAUCACCCUCGGCAACAUUUGGAAAUCAAACAAACGGCUCAUAUUGAGUUACGACCAUCCUAUGCAACAAACAUCAACUUAUUUGUGGCCAGCGAUAUCUCAAUUUUGGCCUAACGCUAAAACAACAGAUCAGCUCUACAACUCCAUUGACGGAUUUGAAAAUAGAAAGAAAGACCGUUCAUUAUUAAGAUCUAGUACGAAAAUAAUGAGAGUGACGAUGGCCGAAAUGACGCUGGACGCUGAGUCCGUCGUUUCUGAUAGUUUUGCUCAGUUAUUCGGACGAGGGACUGAAUCAUUGUUUCAACUAGGUGUUCAAGUUGGCCCACUUCUGACUGAAUGGUACAAUCAGAAGUAUAAUUCAACUGCUAACAUUGUUGCCGUUGACUUUAUUGACGCCACGGGAAUUGUUGAAGUUGCUAUCGACGCGAAUAAACUUCGCGCCUCUCCAUAUUUUGUUGAUGAUUUCUAUUAUUAUUGA
This is a messenger RNA of Microplitis mediator, 1092 nucleotides long. RefSeq names its product PI-PLC X domain-containing protein 1-like. Gene Ontology annotation, biological process: lipid metabolic process. Gene Ontology annotation, molecular function: phosphoric diester hydrolase activity. The transcript has 5 exons. Lineage: Eukaryota; Metazoa; Arthropoda; Insecta; Hymenoptera; Braconidae. The record is from RefSeq and is a predicted model, not a curated record. Bases 1 to 1092 code for a protein of 363 amino acids.